This is a messenger RNA of Striga hermonthica, 525 nucleotides long. The record is from the annotation of a GenBank genome assembly. NCBI's taxonomy places the organism in Eukaryota, Viridiplantae, Streptophyta, Magnoliopsida, Lamiales, Orobanchaceae.
AUGGCAUCCGCAACAGGAGCAGCAGGUACAGUUGGGUACAUCGGUUUGAAGGGAAACUCUAACGUUCAAUGGCGAAAGAUUUGUGACUUAUACGACGGCUUUUGUAGGCACGUUGGCGCCUCUAUAGCCGUUUCCUUGUUCGGCUCUGUCGUGCUCACUUUGCUCAUUAUAAUCUCUGUUCGGGCCCUGUCCAAGAGGAUCCCCAAUCUUCUCUUCAGUGGGGCGUUCCGCACUGCCAUGUUGCCGCCCUCCACCGGGUCGUGCUCCCUGACUUCCGUCGCUAUGUGGUCCUCUCAGCCAGGUAGCAUCUCAACAUGCAAGUGGUUGGCUUCGCCGUGUUCGAGAGCGGUUCCGGCGGCUAGCUUCGAUUACCGCCUUGUGGUGGUCGGAGUCAAGGUUGGUUUCUUCUCAGUUCUCCCCUCGACCCCAUCCCAUUUUUCUCGUCUUCCAUGGUGUUGGGUGGUGGGUCUCGCUAGUGGAUACGGGUUGGCUCCGAUCAGUUGUCGGCUUGUGGCUGCAGGUUAG